Rhopalosiphum maidis (corn leaf aphid) is the source of this 1170-nucleotide messenger RNA. RefSeq lists its product as uncharacterized. The coding region runs from base 1 to 1170 and encodes 389 amino acids. The record is from RefSeq and is a predicted model, not a curated record. NCBI's taxonomy places the organism in Eukaryota, Metazoa, Arthropoda, Insecta, Hemiptera, Aphididae. The transcript has 7 exons.
AUGAGUCAAAUGAGUUUACCUCGUAAUGUUUUUAAAAAAAAGAGUUUACAACCGUUAUCGAGAUUCAGAGCUGCUGUGUUUAUGACAAUUGCUAAUUUGCCUUGGUUAAAAAACGAUGAUUAUCAAUCCGCUCCUUUAGAUUCGUUUGCUACAAUAUAUACGAAAAACCUUAUUUUAGCUUGCAAAUUAUCUGAAAUAUCUGUUUUUCAAAAAUUAAUUUUACUCAAACCACCAGACGAUAGAACAAUGUUUGAAUUAGAAACAAUCGAAUGGAUGUUCGCAGUAGGAUAUAAAUUUUUUCAUCUUUGUUCAAUUGAAAUUAAAAUGACUCUAAUCAGAAGGGCAUCGUAUAAAUGUUAUGGUCCUGGUAGAUGGAUACUGAAACAGGGGCAUUUAUCAACAAAUAUGUAUUUAAUUGUCAAAGGAAAUGUGAGAGUUACUGAAGAUGUUCAAAAUCCUGUUACUAAAUUUAUGGAAAGCACCGAACGUUGCAUACUAAAGGAAAAAAAAUCUUUUGGCGAGAGUGGUGUUAUGUUUAAUACACGUAGAAUAAAUUCUGUACAAUCAAUAAGUACAGUGGAAUUAAUUUGCAUAUCGAAAAAUGAUUUCACGGAUAUUAUCAAAAAUAAUUUGCAACUUAAGUGGAAUGCAAAUGCAACAGCAAUAAAAAACUUUUCUUAUUUUAAACACCUAAGUUUAUUGGAGUUAAAUAGGUGUAGUACAGUUUCGUUUAUUAAAACAUUCAAAGGCAAUGAAUAUGUUCUUGGAAAAGAUCUAGGCGAUGUUAAUCAUGCUCACUUUGUAUUAGAAGGAGAAAUAUCUUUAAUAUUUCGUUUGGAAAUUAGACGGAUGAUUAAUCGUAAUAAAAAAGAAGUAUUCUUAUUAAAAAAGACUUCACAAAAAUUAAAUGAAAAAAAAUAUGAAAAUGUAUAUGCUGAUAUUUGUACACUUUCAGCGAACUCAUGUUUUAAUAUUGGUGAAGAUAUAGAAGACAAAGAAUUUAUAACCACCGAUAUUAACCAAACAAGAUGCUUGUGUGUUCCUCAUUGGUUCAUGGCUGAAACAGAAAAACUUAAAUGUUGGGAAAUGGUAAAGUUGGAUCUUAAUCAUAUUAUUCCAACUAAAGAAAAAAUAUUUUUAAAACUAUGGCGCACCAAAAAACAGCAUUAA